AACGUCAAAACCACCAACGGAGUAGAGAGAAAGUUGCUCUGGUUAUAGAGCUUGCAGAGAUGCUGAGGCUGUUUCAGGUGAACGAGGGGCGGUUCGUGGACCUGGAGGGAGAGCUGACGCCCAACUCCAGAGUUGGUGAGGUGUGUGAGGGUGUGAGGAGGGAGGGAGGAGGGGGAGUGGUGCUGAUGGUUGCAGAUGGCAGACAGAUGGAGGAUUCGGAACUAGUCGGAGCUUACUCCCCUGGCAUGGAGGGGAAGCCAAUAUUUGUGUUCUACCAGAGAUAUCUCUCCUCUCCUUCUCCUCCCUCUCUCCCCUCUCUCCUCAAACCAAGACCAGACCUAGAGAGGGGACUGGCCGUUCUCAACCAGAAGCCAUACCCAGGUCUCUUCCAGAAACUUCCUCCACUUGCCAAGCAAGUGAGUGACUGCAGCAGUGGUCUGUUCAACAUGUACCAGUCAGUGAGAGAGGACACGCAGCUGCAGAUAUCCGGAUGGAACGCCGUACUCAGGAACUGCCACGGAAUCAUCGGGGUGUACGAGAAACAUCAGCAGCAUUUCUCUAGAGUUCUCGAAAUUUUCCAAUCAUCUCGAACUCACUACCUACAACUCGUCAACAGUUUCCCGGAGCAGGUGAAGUUGUUACAGCAGCUGCCAGUUCCCGCCAAAACCACUCUUUCUCCCUCCUCCUCCUCCUCUCUCUACGACUGGAUCAGCACCCACGAUGAGAAGAACAGUUUAGUGGACCUCUGCAGUGAGUGUGAGAAGGCGUUGGCCCAGGGGGAGGACGGGCAGAUGGCGUCGGCUCUCGAGACCUCCAGGAAACUGCUGAGCUCGUGUUCUCUGGAGAGGCUAGCCAUCGCAGAGGAAGAUGAGGAGGGAGGAGGGAGAGAGGUGGUCAGAGCUGCAGAAUUGUCACAACUCCAAAUCAGAAUGAUGGAGAACAUCCACUCGACGUCCCAGCGAGCCAUGAGAAGUGGAGAUGGAGGUACGGUGGCCGACCUGACAGUCAGCCAUCACAGGAGUUUGCAGCUGAUGAACCAGCAGAAGAGGGAGUUGGAGGAGCUGGUGAGAGCCACCGAGACCAGGAAGACCAGGAUCACUCAACGUAUACAUCAGGGUCUGCGUGUCGUGACAGAGCUGCAGAUGAAGAUCAAUGAAAGCAACAGUGUCUUAGUCUUCCUGCACGAGACACUCAAACUGGCCAGGAAACGGUUUGAGGUGUUGAGAGCAGGUGUGUUCGUGUGGAGAGGUCCUGGGAGACAUCGUGGCUGAGGUGGAGAGAAGAGAGUCCUUCAACCAUCUCUUCACAGAGAGAGUGGUGGAGGUGGCAGAGGAGCUGCGAACUGUCAGAGAAGACGAGAAACAGAAGAGGCACACCUUCACCUCCUUACACCGUCACCAUUUCCUCACCUCCCUCUUCCCCCAGCUCUCUCAUAGACUACCCGACGCCACGUGUCGACUGGGUAGAGUGCCGGCGUCCUCUGAUACCACAGAUCUCAGUCAGAUUAAGAGUUCUCUACCACCUCAGCUUCUACAUGAGGCGACCAUCGCAGAUUCUUUCUCCACUCUACUCUCUCGCUCCCUUUCUGGCCCCUCCCCUCUCCACCACACCCCUCCCCGUACCUCCUCGUACCCGCAACUAAAACCCCGCCCACCUGCCACGCCCCUAUCAGUGACCACGCCCCUUCCAGCUGCAUCACAUGCCACCGACAAGGUAGAAGUUGAAAAACUACUGGCGGAAGCUUCACAAACAGAACUAACAGAAAACGAAACGUACUGGCAGAAAGAAAAACUAGAGCUUAGUGAGCAAAAUAGGUUAGAGAAAGAGAGAGAGAAGCUGGAAUUAAAGGUUCGGGAUUUGGAAGCGAAAUUGGCAGCUGUGAGUGAAGAGAGAGACGUACUGGCGAGAAAGAUGGGGGAGAGUUAGGGACCCAUCUCUGGAGUCAGCCGGAUUCGAAGUUGUGGGAAAACCGAGCUUCGCCGUUUCCGAGGGAGGAAAAGGGAAUAUUCUGGGAAUAUUCUGAAUCUGGAGGCACAGCUUGGGUCUGUCGUAGCUGAGAGAGAUAGGCUGCAGAAGGAGAGAGAGGCUGAUCGCGAAGAGAGGAGAGAGAGAGAGGAGAGAAAUGGCCGAUUCACGAAAGAGAAAGAAAUGAGCGAACUAACCAAGAAACUGCACGAGAGCCAAGUUUGCGGGAGAAUUUGGCGAAAAGCGUGGAAAUUCUGCGACAGAAGGAGAGCGAUCUCCAGAGAGAGGUUCGGGGGAUGAGAGAGAGGGCUAGCGGAGAAGAAAGAGAGGGAGCGGGAGGAGGAGAGGGGCCAGGUUUGCAACGAGGGAAGCAGACCUUGUUCGAGCUGUGGAGGAAGAGACACGAAAAUCCGCAGAGCAGUUCCAAGAACUCCACGGGAACCUCUCAAUCCUCAGAGACACGCUGCAGAGAGCAGAGACGACGAUAUCGGAGCAAAAGGUGGCGCUCGAAGUUCAAACCGCGGAACUGGAGACGGCAAACGAAGCGAAGGGACAACAGAGCGAGAAAUGCCGAGAGCUACAAGACAGACUUGAGAAAAGAGCGGUAGAGAUGAACAGUCUCGAACAGCGGAACAUGCAGUGGAGAGGGGAGUCUGAGGCGCAGAAACAUGACAACGUGACAUUGGGAACUGACAAUGAGGAACUGAGAAAUGAACUGGCGAAGGUCAAAGAACGUCUCAACAGUGAGAAAGAUCGGCUGGUAAAAGAGAAAGAGCGCGAAAAACGCGUUCUUCAAGAAACGAACAACGAGCUGAGAUCAAAGGUGGAGAAACUAAACAACGAAAACAAGUAUCUCAAGACGCACUCGGGAAGCCUUUCUGACGGUGCUCGCUCAUUGGGUAGUGGCGAGAGGACGUCAUCCGAGCAACUACAGUCAGACUCUAGUAGCAACAUUUCCUCCAAUCUACAGUGGGUGAAGGCUACCCAAACCUGCCAGGCCGAGGUCACACAAAUGAAGACUGAGAACGAAAAGUUAAAAUCUGAAAAUGACGCACUCAACUCACAGAGCGUGGAACACGGCGCGGAAAUGGCAGAGAAGGAAAGGGAAAUGGCGGAGCACAAAGUCGAAAGUGUCCGAGUGUGAAUCGGAAAUGGUGGGGAUGAGGCGAGAAUGCGAAAGCUCUCGUCCAAGCUUUCAGAGUUAGAAGGAAAAUACCGAGAUUUGCAGGAUCGGAGCGAGAGGGUAAAGGGGGAGUUGACAACCAACGCAGCACAGUUGAGCUCUGAAAAUGAACGGCUACACUUGCAGUCGAACGAUCAACAAUCGAGAAUCAACCGUCUGAAUUCAGAACUGGAGAAAAUCAAUACCGAGCACGCAGAGCUGAGUCAAAAGUUGACGGAAUUGGAACUGAAGUCUGCACAAACGGACGAAGAGAACGCGCAAUUGAAAACGGAAAGAGCGAAAAGAUUCACGAACCAGACCCCCCGAGAGAAGGUACGGAGUUGAAAACAGCCGCCAGAGCAUCUGUCUCAAGUGUCAAGACCACCUCCAAGAGGUCGCAGAGUUGCGGAAAUCUCUCGGGGAGAAGGAAGAAGAGUUGAAAAGAUCCGAAUACCGACACCAGCAGGCUCAGAAAGCGUACACCAGUUCUAAAGCUCAGCAGGAGACUCUGAGACUGAGACUGGUAGCUUUGGAAGAGGAGAGGAGGGGAGAAGGGUUUAAAGUUGGUGGGGAGCGAGAGAGGGAGGGAGAGAGGAGAGAAAUGGUGGAGAAAUACACUGGGGAAGUUG
Geodia barretti is the source of this 3756-nucleotide messenger RNA. The record is from the annotation of a GenBank genome assembly. NCBI's taxonomy places the organism in Eukaryota, Metazoa, Porifera, Demospongiae, Tetractinellida, Geodiidae.